AUGAAAGGUUUAUCAGACAGCGUCGGGUCGAACAGCUACAAUUUAUACCCAGCUUGCAAGCACGCCAGCGUAGCCAUCACACACUCUGUUCGUCGCGAAUUAUCCCAAGCAAAAAUUGCCAUUAAAAUUACGAGCAUAAGUCCCGGUCUGGUUAAAACAAAUAUAGCAAGUAAGACGAAUUUAAAAAAUCUCUUUGAUGAAAUUCCAGCUCUGGAACCAGAAGACGUUGCUGAUGCUGUACUUUAUGCUCUUGGCACACCGCCUCAUGUACAAAUUUCCGAGCUGACUAUCCAGAGAACUGGGGAGCCUUAG
This is a messenger RNA of Cotesia congregata, 312 nucleotides long. NCBI's taxonomy places the organism in Eukaryota, Metazoa, Arthropoda, Insecta, Hymenoptera, Braconidae. The record is from the annotation of a GenBank genome assembly.